UAUCUAUUCUCUCUAAUCUUCUUACCAUUUCUCCGCGCAUGGCAGUCAUGAUUUCCAACCAUGGCCGGGCCCUGCCGAGCCGCCUCAAGGAGUUAGAAGUGAAGAGUCCAGCCACGGACCCUUCGCUUCAAUUAUUGUGGUAUGCUGCUAACCGCGGAAAAGGGAUUGACUUGACCGACUCUGCGUCGCCUUUCGUCUCUGCUUUUUGAUUUAAAAGAAAUGUAAAAGUGUUAUACGGCUGUGGGAAAAGGGGCCCAGUUCCUCCGCAAAGCUGCAUAAAAGGCUUUAUUCCGCAAACAUCAUACAGUGCUUGAUCUGUCCAAGUCUACUCACAUUUCCAUGAAAUUUCCUUACCCUUUCUUCUUAAAUGUUGGAUUUCUUCCUUAUUUAUCGUUUGCUCUCUUUGUGGAGUAGCUUCAGUGUUCCGGUCUUCUGUUUCUGACUGAUAAAUUGUGAAGAUCGAAAGAGAUUUUCCAGUAAUGAUGGUAUUCCUUACAUAGCCUCAUUGAAUACUCACGUUGCAUUGGGGAAAUCCUUGGUUUGAGGAUAUAGGAAAGGUUCUUCUUGGGUUGCACUUCAAUGUUGCUCUGAUAGCAUUUUAAUGAAAUCUUGAUAACAAUAAUUAGUCAUUCCAACAUUUUUGACUGAGUAUUUAGUUCGGAGAUUCUCAAAAUGUCAGGCUUGGAGCUGGUGCCAAUUGGAACAUUUCUGUCGCUGCUGAUAGAACAAGUAAUAUUAACGGCAAAGGCUAUAGAUAAUGUCCUUAUAGAGAAAGAAUGCUUCAAAACGUUAUCUAAAUAUCUUUUAGACAUUGUACCAAUCUUGGAGGAACUGCAACGUCAUGAACUGAAUGACACUCCAACUGUGAGACACACGUUGGAGUUUCUCAAAGAAAAUUGUGAUAAUGCUGAAAACUUAGUGCUGAAGUAUAAGGACAGUGGAAGAUUCUACUCUUUUCUAUUUUGUCGUCGUAUUGCGAAUGAGAUACAAGAAGCAACAAGGGCCAUAGGGAAGUCUUUAGCCAUGUUGCCACUGGCCAAAACUGAAGUCCUGUAUGAAAUAUCUGACAUGGUGAAUAAAUUGCAAGCUGAAAUGCAAAAAGCUGAAUAUGUAGCCUCUCAAUCAAGUUUAAUGAUCCUUGAGAAGCUGAAUAAAGGUAUUAAAGAGCAAAAACAUGACCAAAACUUUAGAAACAGCAUGUUAGAGCAAAUAGCAUUAUCAGUAGGUGUCUCCAUUGUGCCAGCAGAAAUUAGAAAAGAACUUGAUUCCUUGAGGAUGGAAAGGGAAGAGGCUGCUGCUCGUAAAGAGAAGCAAGAAGAAAUCUUCCUGAAACAAGUAAUUGAAUUGUUAUCUCAUGCUGAUGCUGCACUGGAUGAAGAUGAAAUAAGGAGGCAGUAUGAACUAAUAAGGAACACCGUAGAGAAAUCUGCAAUAAGCAAUGGUAAAAUUUUAGAAUAUGAUGCUUUUUUAUGCCCUAUAACCAAGUCUGUGAUGGUUGAUCCUGUCAAUCUUUUCACUGGAACCACAUGUGAAAAAGCCGCCAUUGAAGCAUGGUUUUUAGAAGGGCGUAAGGAAGAUCCUUGCACGGGAAAACCUCUCGCGGACACAACAUUAAGACCCAACAUUUCUGUAAGACAGUCGAUUCAGCAAUGGAGAGAACAGAACUAUUUCCUUAAAAUUAGACGAGCAAAGGAGAUCUUGCAGUCUGGUAACAGUGCUGCUUAUGAUGAUGCUUUUUGUGAAAUCACAAAGGUCAUUAAAGAGAAUUUGGUCACUAAGUAUUGGAUUGCUAUGGAAGGGCUUAUUGAUAUAAUCGUGCUCUUGGUAGGAACCUUGGAUGGUAAUUUAAAAUCAAGAUCUUUGCAAACACUGCUGGACAUAGUUGAAAGUCAUUCACACAAUAAGGAUAAAGCAGUAGAAGCUGGAAUAUUUAACCACAUCAUAGCAUGUGUGAGGCUUGAUUAUAAUGUGUGCACAUCUGCAGCGAAUCUGCUCUUUGAGCUCUUGCAAGAAAAUGAUAGGUGGGGCCAGGCCAUACAACAAGAGGAUUGUCGAUGGAACCCAGAUUUUUGUAGAAAACUAAAACAACUGCGUGGUACAAUUGCUUUUCUUGUAUUGAUCAUCCUGGACAAUCAAUUUUCAGAAUCAGCUAAGAAGAUGGAAGCUAUCUUGUUACAGCUGUGUUGCGAUGAUGAUGCUACAAUUUUAGAUGUAGCUUCUUACCAUUGGUACAAACCACUUGUCCGACGAUUACGUGAUGGUCCAGAGUCAUCAAAGCAAACUAUGAUGAGAGGUCUUGAAAAAAUGCAAUUGCUUGAUGAGGAUGUAAAGCAUCUUGGGGAGGACGGAGUGAUUAAUCCUUUGGUAAUAUUGGCGUCAGGAGAUGCUAAAUCCAGAGAGCUUGCUUUUUCAGUUAUGGCUAAGUUGUGCACUUCUUUUGAGAAUAGAAGAUUAACUGUAGAAGCAGGAGCAGUUUCUCUCAUUCUUGAACAGAUUUCCUCGCCACAAGUCUCCCCUAUUAUCCGAGAAAAAUGCUCUGGAAUUUUUGAGAAGCUUACGUCCAGUGGCUUGGAAUUUCUCAAUGGUACUGGCAUUGUACUCCCUCAGCGAGAGCUGAUGAUAACCAACCUAAUAGGCAUCUUUGAGACCCCAAGCACAUCCAUUGGUAUCCGGAAGCCAGCUUUUAGAGCACUCCUUAGCCUCUGCAAGUCAGCAAAAGUUGCUGCAGAGAAUGCAAUUGCCUCCCAAAAUGGCCUUUCCAUUAUUCUUCCCCUGCUCGAGGAUUCUGAUAAAGAAAUUCAGAAACUAGCACUUGAACUUAUCCAUCAGUUCUCUCAGAACGAAUCUUCUCGUAUUGCAGACUUCCUCCUGGAUGGCACGAGAUUGGAGACAUUAAUGCCUUUCCUUGAGGAUGAAAGCCAACCAGAACUCCAGCUUCUAGCAGUAGAACUGUUGACCAAUCUUCAAAAGUCCAAUAUUGAGCUUAUCAAAGGCUUAGCUAAAUCAGGGGCAAUACCUCUAAUUUUGCACAUAUUAAACAGGGGCACUAUGGAAGCAAAGGAAAAUGUGCUUGAUUUGCUCGUUGGGUUCAUGAAUCCUGCUGACAUAGAAAUGCAGAAAAGGUUGGUUGAAUCAGGUGCUUAUCCUUUGCUGGUGAACAUUCUGAUAUCUGGAAGUAAGACAGCUAAAGCAAGAGCAGCAGCACUCAUCGGUAACCUGUCCUCAAACAGCCUGAAUUUGACCGAAGAGCCAAAUCGCACAGGAUGUUUUUGUUUCCUUAGGAAGAAAAUUCCUACUUGUGAAGUUCAUGGUGGUAUAUGUUCUGUGGAAUCAAGUUUCUGUUUGUUAAAAGCUGAUGCUCUUAAGCCGCUGGUAAAUUUGCUUGACGAACGUGAUGAUGCGGUAAAACUAAAGGCAAUACUGGCAUUGAAAACAUUAGUUGAAGGAAUUGGAUCUAGAGGCGUAAUUUGUCUGCAUCGAUUUAAGGCCAUAAAGCCAAUGCUUGAUGUUUUGCGUGAAGAGAAUCCAGCGCUGAAGGAAGAAGUGCUUGAGAUGCUGGAGAUGUUGUUUAAGGUUAGGGAGGUUUUAGAUAGCUACACUGAUGAUGUAAAGAUCCCUCUCAUACACUUAUCUGCUUAUCGCAGUGGGAAUACGAACGAUCAUUUGAGAAUCAAAGCUGCAAAGCUCUUGGCUGACCUUGAGCUUUACUCGAAGUCGGGAUCCUCGCCUCUUUAAGAAAAAGCUAGUUCUCGUUAUUUUACUGGUAAACUUUUAAAGCAUUUGAGUGAUUGAUUCUUAUCCAUCAAUGUAGAUGCAUCUGUAUCUUGAUCUUUCUUUGGCCAAUUUGUUUUAUGAACAUGUACUAUUUUGGGGUGUACCCAUUUUUCUGUUUCUGUUGUUUCCAUCUUGUUUUAUGCUACGGUGUGUUUUUUUCCAAAUUCCAACAUCUGAAACUCAAUCAUCCUAUCAGAUCAGGAGUGGAGUUUUUAUUGAAUGUUUAUUUCAUUUUUAUGUUUCUAAAAAUUGUUUUCUCAUUUCUGUUAUUAUGCAAUGGAGUCUGAACA
Messenger RNA from Dendrobium catenatum, 4064 nucleotides. Its product is annotated as U-box domain-containing protein 44. The coding region runs from base 673 to 3735 and encodes 1020 amino acids. Gene Ontology annotation, biological process: protein ubiquitination; cell surface receptor signaling pathway. The transcript has 4 exons. The record is from RefSeq and is a predicted model, not a curated record. Gene Ontology annotation, molecular function: ubiquitin-protein transferase activity; protein binding. Lineage: Eukaryota; Viridiplantae; Streptophyta; Magnoliopsida; Asparagales; Orchidaceae.